GUUGGAGCAGAACACCGCCUCCGAGUCCCGGUAGGAAGAGGAAGAACGUAACCUACAGGGUGAACUGGGAGGUGGUGUCCAUCUUAUUUACACCGGUGUGAUUGCUACGAGCUGUAGGAUUUUUGACUAUAAAAGUUGAAAUCUGGGUCUUUAGAGAUGAGCAGUUCAGAAGAAGUGUCAUGGAUCUCCUGGUUCUGUGGACUGAGGGGGAAUGAGUUUUUCUGUGAAGUGGACGAAGACUACAUCCAGGACAAGUUUAAUCUGACGGGGCUCAAUGAGCAGGUUCCACACUACCGCCAGGCCCUUGACAUGAUCCUGGACCUCGAGCCAGAUGAGGAGCUGGAGGACAAUCCCAACCAGAGUGACCUGAUCGAGCAGGCAGCAGAGAUGCUGUAUGGCCUCAUCCACGCCCGCUACAUCCUCACCAAUAGGGGCAUCGCACAGAUGUUGGAAAAGUAUCAACAGGGAGAUUUUGGCUACUGCCCCAGAGUCUAUUGUGAGAAUCAGCCAAUGCUUCCUAUCGGUCUGUCAGACAUCCCCGGAGAGGCCAUGGUGAAGCUGUACUGUCCUAAAUGUAUGGACGUCUACACGCCCAAGUCCUCAAGGCACCACCACACAGAUGGAGCCUAUUUUGGCACUGGCUUCCCCCACAUGCUCUUCAUGGUUCACCCUGAGUACAGGCCCAAGAGGCCCGCCAAUCAGUUUGUCCCAAGGCUGUACGGGUUCAAGAUCCACCCCAUGGCCUACCAGCUGCAGCUGCAAGCCGCCUCCAGCUUCAAGAGCCCUGUCAAGGCCAUCCGCUAGAGCGGCCUGCACCGAGGAAGAGGAGGAGGAGGAGGAAGAUCAGUCGGGAAAGAGGACGAAGACGGGGAAUUAUAAUCAGAUGGGGAGGGGUCACCUGCAUUUUACACAGCUUUUCAAGUGCCCCCUCCAUGCCCCGAAGACUGUAUUAUUUUGGUUUUAGAUUAAGGCAAAUGAAAAAAUGUCAAGAUUUCUGAGUGAGCGAAAAGCGCACAGCCGUGAUCAAUAAAUCCCAAACCAACACAUGCGCACUCCUACAUACGUCAACACACGUGGGGUUCCAUACACAUACCUUACCAAACUCAUCAGUGCCAAAAACAGGAGGACAAGGUGAGAGGAAGCGGAACAAUCCUGGCUUCCAUGUUCACUCUGCUACAGCGACCUUUGCCCCGUAGAGAAGCUUUUAUGUUCUUCUCCGAGUGGAUUAAAGCAUUUGUUUAUUCCCUAUUUGGCACGGUCUGGUAAAGGGUGGUGGUAAACCCUCCAUCAUUUGAAGCCUCCCGUCCCCACUGGCCAGCAACCCCCUAAAUGCAUGUUCGCUCAGGCUGGCACCCGCAGAGACAGUUGUGUGUUUGUCUGAUUGUAUUGUGGCGUGCUGUUGAACCGAGUGUUGGGUUCUAUUUGCCUUAAGAUUUAAAAGAAGAAAAAAAACACAGCUGGAUUGUUCUUGUAUUGUAAGAGGCACAAGCAGCAAUACUUUCUUUUUUCUUGUCAGAGGCGGCAAGGUAGAAACCGCAGAAGUCAACACAAGCUCUUCAGACAUUUGUAAUCGGGCCGCGUCGUUCCUCCAGCUGUCUGUGCGCGUGUCAAACACCUGAGUAUCAUCACCGACAUGAAAAUAUUACCUGUGCUACAUUUUCCUGAGACUUUCCCCCUCUAGCGGGAGCGGGCUUAGCUGCGUUUGUAUCGUAAUCCCCCCCCCCCCCCCCCCUGUGGCUUCGCUUCUAAAUUGAAAUAGUUUUGACAUUUUGGUAAAAAGGCCUGAUCGAUGACGUGAAGCCUCCGCUAGCGAAUGGUUAGCUUUGCUUUCUCUUUCCAAACAUCCCACGAUGCUACCAACACAUUUCAAACACGCCAAUCAACCAAUGAAAUGUUGAUUGAUUCGACAGGAAUCUCCUGGUAUUUUGGCCCCACUGAACCCUUUUUCUCGGCAGACUUGAUCUGCUGUUCUUACAGCUUCUGCAGGCGUUUGUUCCUGAGCUUCGUGGUGUUGGUCGGCACAUUUUAUUCCCGUUGGACCGAGCCAGAGUGGCUGCUUCCCACUUUCCAGUGUUUUUUUUUAUUUUUUUAUUUCAGCCGACCUGCAGCUCCACAUCAAACGUACAGAUGCAAUGAACUUUGUCUGCAAAUGUGUCCCCAAACCAUCCGUGUACAAAUUCAGGAGGUAAUUUGGUGAAAGAGGAAUUUGGACAAUCUGAAUCCUUCAGUUCACUCCACCACUGCACUGAUCCCACUGGCGUCUCCCCACAGCGCAGCCAUGUUAUUUAUGUUCGGGUUCAGAGACGAGCAGCCGCCCCCCCUUUUACGUCUCUGAAGCAGGGAGACAGAUACUCACCCGUCCUGCCUCCCCUCUUUAUGUUUGUGUGACUGGAAUAGAUUGUUUUUGGAUUUCAUGAUACAAGAGAAAUGGUGUUUAUGUGUCCAGAUUUUAACCUAAUGUUUGUGUUGUCUUUCUGCAACUGUGGAAGAGUGAGCAGGAUUCAGACUUCUCAAUAAACUUCUAUUUUCUUUUCAUAA
This is a messenger RNA of Pungitius pungitius (ninespine stickleback), 2538 nucleotides long. RefSeq names its product casein kinase 2, beta polypeptide (gene csnk2b). The transcript is spliced from 7 exons. Gene Ontology annotation, molecular function: protein kinase regulator activity. NCBI's taxonomy places the organism in Eukaryota, Metazoa, Chordata, Actinopteri, Perciformes, Gasterosteidae. The coding region runs from base 157 to 804 and encodes 215 amino acids. Gene Ontology annotation, cellular component: protein kinase CK2 complex; cytoplasm. The record is from RefSeq and is a predicted model, not a curated record.